Messenger RNA from Rhodotorula graminis WP1, 1598 nucleotides. RefSeq lists its product as uncharacterized. Lineage: Eukaryota; Fungi; Basidiomycota; Microbotryomycetes; Sporidiobolales; Sporidiobolaceae. Bases 1 to 1542 code for a protein of 513 amino acids. The transcript has 5 exons. The record is from RefSeq and is a predicted model, not a curated record.
AUGUCGCCACGAGCUCUACACGGCGCGGCGGCCGCUCGCCGCACCUAUCGAGCGCUGUCGACGACCACCACUCGCGCCACUUCUCGCACCUCGACCCCGGCGGCCGCCCCACCUCCCGACUCUCGCCCCGACUCUUCCGCCGACAAGGGCCGACAGCGCUCGGCCGCAGCCUUCAUCGCGGCGCAGGCCGCCGAGGAGGAGGCUGCCGCCGCCCUCGCCGGCAAGCCCAAGGAGCGCAUCGUCCCCGACCCGGACGCCUGGACUGGCGACGAGCCGCGAGAGCGCAUGCUCAAGCGCAUCCUCGAGGACCAGUACAAACCUCUUCGCAUCAAGGGCUACCAGAAGCCGAUCCCGAAGCCCGCACCUCUACCCGCUCAAGCCUUCGACACCUCGUCGUCGCCCUCGACCGCCGCCGACGCCGCCGACGCGCCGUCAGCCUCGUCCAACGGCAGCACGCUCCGCUCGACGACGGUCAACCCGUGGGACAUCAGCUUCAAGCCGCCCGACCACUACCAGCCCCUGCCCGGCUACCGCACGUCGGGUCCGCCACUCGGCGGACCCAGCAUCUCGGCCAAGAAGGCGCUCCUCGCGACGGCCCGCAAGGACGCCACCCUGUCGUCGCGCCCGUCGGCCCUCAAGCAGGAGCGCCUCGCGAGCGCAUACGAGCGCACGCUCGACUAUCGCGGCGGCGUGCGGCCCGGGCGUGGCGGCAGGGCCGGCGGCGACGGCGGGCCGGUCGGUGCGCGAGGUGUCGAGGUGCCCGUGCACGAGUACGGCGAGGUCGGCGGCGAGGGCGAGUCGGGCAACAUGCGUGUCUUCGAGGGCUUCAUCGAGGAGAAGAUCAAGCAGGCGCGGCGAGACGGCGUCUUCAACAACGUCAAAGGUCGCGGCAAGCCCAUGCCCAAGGACGCCGCCGAGAGCAACCCGUUCAUCUCGCGCACCGAGUUCCUGAUGAACCGCAUCCUCAAGGAGCAGGAGGCGGCGCCGCCCUGGAUCGAGAUGCAGAAGGAGCUCGAGGGCGCCCUUGACCAGUUCCGCCGCGACCUGAGCGACACGUGGACCCGCCGCGCCGUCCGCAUCCGCGCGAGCGAGGGCCUGACGCGCGCCGUCGUGCGCGAGAUUCUCGACGGCUGGACCGACCCGCACUGGGAGGCCAAGGAGCGAGGGUACCACGAGGCGUCGGUGCGCGCCCUCAACGAGACGAUCCGCAAGUACAACGUCAUCGCGCCGUACCAUGUUCGCCGACCACUCCUCACCCUCCGCGCCGAGCUCGACGCCGCCAUCUCGUCGUGCGCGCCCAAAAUCGCCGGCGAGCUCCAGCGGCGACUCGACGCCGGCCUCGGGUCGGCCUCGUCCGGCGGCAUCGUCCUGUCGGACCCGGGCGACAUCAACCCGCUCACGGCCGACAUGAUGGGCGGCGAGCAGGCCGAGGACAAGAAGGACACGCCGUGGAAGGCGUUUAAACGUGCCGUCGUCGAGGUGCUCGGGCGCGGGCCGGACUCGUCCCCAGUCCCGGCGGCGCCGCAGGGCAGGCGGGAGUAGAGGAGGAGAUACAGUAGAGGUCGGCGUGCAAGUUAGACUGACCGCAUUCGCGUCGC